AUUAGAUAAAGUUUUGGCUACUGGAAUCACAGACACAAACGAGCAAGAAUAUAAAAAUCAUGGACUCUGGGUUACUGUUCCUGGAUGUGUUGCUGGAAUGUUCAACAUCAUCAAACAUUUUGGCUCUGGGAAAUUAUCAAUGGCCGAAAUUCUCGCACCAGCUAUAAAGCUUGCUGAAGAAGGAGUAGCUACACCAGUUAAAAGCUCUAUUAUGUGGAAUGUAGAGAAAGAUAUGUUCCAGAAUUCUAGGAAUGCAGAAGAUAUAUUAAAUGGCUGUAAAGCUCCUACACCGGGUGAAAUACUAUAUAAUCCAAAACUAGCUAAGUGCUUGAGGGAAAUUGGCGAAACAGGACCUGAAGUAUUUUAUAAUGGGAAAAUUGCAAAAAAUAUUGUGGAAGAAGUUACAAAUGCUGGUGGCUCAUUGACUUUAGAAGACAUGAGAGGGUGUUUGAGCUCAUCGGCCACCUCUUCACCAAUUGAUGCACUUUAUGUUGACUUUCACGGCUUCAGAAUAUGGGGGAUGAAACCUAAUACAAUGGGCAUUGUAACAUUAGUUGGAUUGAAAAUACUUAAUUUAUUUGAUUUGAAAAGUUUGGAGCAUAACUCUGCAGAGUACAUUCACAUUGUAUCUGAAACAAUCAAGUACGCUUAUUUAGAAUGUUGGGACUAUCUCUGUGAUCCAGAUUAUUGUUUGAAACCAUUAGAUGAGUUAUUGUCUGCAGCUACUGCAAACAAAAUUCAAAAUGCAAUUAGUUCUGAAAGUGCUUUGAAAAGUGAACUGUUUAUAAGUACCGGUGGCAACACAUCAUAUACCGCAGUAGUAGAUGAGGAGGGUAAUGGCUGUUCUUUUAUAUUUAGUAUAUCUUCAAGAUUUGGAAGUGGAAUCAUACCAGAUGAUUGUGGAUUUGCUCUUCAUGAUAGAGGAAAAUGUAUGAGUUUGAAGAAAGAAAGUCCGAAUGCCUAUGGUCCUGGAAAGCUUCCACUUCAUACUAUAAUACCAGCUUUAAUUACUGAUCCAAGUACGGGUGAUUUGCUGGGAGUAUUUGGUGUUAUGGGUCGAUGGAUGCAACCUCAAGGCCAAAUUCAAGUUUUACUCAAUAUGGUGGUGUUUGGAAUGGAUCCACAAAUAGCAUUAAAUCAACCACGGUUCUUUAUUGGUAAUCCAAGUACUUUCAUGAAAUAUGUAGAUUCAUAUGAUAUGCUGUAUUUGGAAGAAGGCAUUUCACCAACUGUUGUCCCCCUACUUCAAAAGAAAGGUCAUGAAACUUGCAAAUUUGUUUCUGACGCUACUGGAUCAACUUUCGGAAGAGGUCAUGUUAUUGCCCACCCUGUGCUUUGGAAUAGAAGUGCAAAAGAAGAUGAGAAUAUUUGGUGGGCUGGUGCUGACCCACGUUCUGAUGGUCAUGCCAUGGGUUUAUAAAAACAGUGAAGGGGUUUUGUCUUUUCUAAAUUUCAGUAUUUAAAUAACACUUUAUUAUUAUUAAUUUAAUAAACAUGGAAACAAAACAACUUAAUAAUUAUAUAGACACUAAUUUCUUAUUUGAUUUCUUUAAAACGACAUAACAUCUAAAAAAGUUCUUCUGCCCUUAUAUAGAAGUUUGAUAAGACCUCAUUUGGUGUAUGCUGUUCAGUUUUGGUCUCCUUAUCUUAAGAAAGAUAUUAACGUAUUGGAUAGGGUUCAAAGGCAGGCUACAAGGCUAAUAAAUGAACUUUCUCACUUAGAUUAUGAUUCCAGGCUUAGAGGACUAGAAAUGUACAGUCUUGAGCAAAGAAGAGACCAAGGGGACAUGAUUCAGUUGUUUAAAUUUAUUAAAAUGAAAGAUGUUACGAGGCUGAAGUUUAGCACUGAAAACAGGACAAGGGGUCAUUGUUUUAAGCUAUUUAAAUCUCAGGCAAACAUGGAUAUUAGGAAAAAUUAUUAUUAUAGCAGGGUAGUGGAACCUUGGAACAGCUUACCGGAAGAGGUGGUAAUGAGCAAGGGAGUCGGUAGUUUUAAGAGGGCCAUUGAUCUUCACUGGGGAUUGUAAAUCGACUAGGACCAGUCUAGCUGGGCCCAGAGCCUGUUGCUGGUUGUCACUUUUGUAUUUGUAUUUUGUAACAGUACUGUGAAAUUAAAAUUCUACUUUGGAAUUGGAAUGCAACUUAAUAAGUUCAAGAAAUAAGUUUAUGGGGUCUUUGCAAACUUCAUGUAGUAUUUUUGUGAAGAUUUAUCCAAUUAUGAUUACAUUGACAUUCACAUAUAGAAAAGGCAAAAGUUUGAAUAGAAUUUGAAGACUUUGCACCAAGCACUAAUGAAAUUCAUGUGAGAUCACAUUUUUUGUUAAGUCAAGAUCAUUGUAAGCGAAAUUGCUCAAUAAUGCAUUUUAAUAACUUGAAAUUUUUAGUUUUAUAAGCAGUAAGGUUUUUAACAUGAAUAAAUUUCAAAUCAAAUGUUUAAUACCUUGAAACCAAAAAAAAAAAAAAAAAACAUCUUGUGUAUUUGAGUUGAAAUGCAAAAUAUUUUGUUAAAUGUAACAUAGUAAAUGCAAUGCAAAAAUUGGAUUGGUCGGAAAAAUAGUAACAAACUGUUUAUAAGUCUUUUUCGUAAAAGGUAAUAACUUUUUAACAUAACAAAUUCCAUAUGGAGGUAGGGAGUAAAACAUUUAUUAUAGUUGAACCUCAAAAAUACAAACAUCCUAACUGUGCUAAUCUUUGAAAUCCGGAUAGCUUUCCAAGUUUGUUCCGAAAUUUUUUUUAAAUAAGAACUUGAUGCAUUCAAUUUCCACACAAAUUUACUCAAGUAUCAGAUAUUUUAAAUAAUGCUGAAAAUAUCAGUGAAGUUAUUCAUACUGAUGAUGACAUGAAAUUUGCAAAAUUACUUUAUAUUAGUUAAGUAAAACUGAUUAAGAGAGCAAAACAGGUGAACCGUUUGGUUUGAUAAUUAUUUUUUAAAAACCAACAAAGUGUUGAUGAUAUUGUUUAAAACCGAGCUAAUGCUGUCAAAGGUCUCGAGCAAAGAGAUUUUAUAAAUGAAAUGUCUGUACAAAAAACUAUUCAGAAAAACUUAGCGACAAUGAAACACUAUCAAUUACUGAAAUGUUUUUUAAAAAAUGCUCGAAAAUACUUUUUCAGUUUCCUUAUUUUUAUUUGAGUAUAUUUAUAUGCAUCAAUUAUUUAUUUAUUAUCUUUAUUGUGCUCUAUAUUUUAAUUAAUUGGGUACUGCGUAUAUUCAUUUUUAGCAUUAAGUGUUUCUAUGAUAUUAUUCCUAUUUUGUUACUGAAGUCAUGAAUCUAGUCAUUGUUUGUUUUACAAGAGAAAUUUUUAUGUUAUGUAUGUUAUUAAUUCGCUCAAAAGCAUCACUUUUUAAUAGAUCUGCAAAAUCUUAAUAACGCAAAUGUCCUGAUGCACUGUCAUUCCUUCAAUUCUAGAUUUAAGAUUUAACUGUGAUUAAUUUAGCAGAAAAGAAAAAUUCAUGUACUGUAAAGAAAUGUAUAUUAUGUUCGUGUUUUCUGACUCAUAAUCUUCACUACAACUCGGAGGCUACACUUGCCAGCCCCGUUCUUCGCAUAUGGGGACUCAAUGUUGCCUGCGCUGGGUAAUAAUAUUGAUAAUUUUAAUGCUUUUCCGUUUGGAUGUAUGGCCCCUUAAGGUUUAGAGGUGUGAGACAGGCGGAAUGACUUACCCUGGAUGUCCCGUAUCCAACGGUAAGUUUAUUGACCUAGUAGACGUUUACUGUCCAGAGGAAAUAGGGAUACAGACACACACACACAGAGGCCUACAGGUUUUAAUGGUAUAGAUUACUUAAAAUAUUUAACUUGAUUAUUUUACUUUUAAUUUAAUUACUGAACAGUGUUAACUUAGUAAAAAAAAAAAAAAACUAAUUUCUGCUCAAUCAAUUACACUUGUUGCAUCAUGGAGUAUAUGUUUCUGGAGUAUAUCUGCUGCAUGUUGUAUAUAUGCUUUUAGACUAUGACUAGAUUUUAAGAUUUUAAGCAAUAUGCAAAGUAUUUUUAGCAUAUUUUUAUAAUUACUUUAGUAAUCUCCUAUGCUCUGUGGCAGUGCAAUUCAUAAUAAACCCUAAAACAGUAUCAUUGUAAAAUUGAAGUUGUAUCAGAUGAACAUGUUUGUAAAAAAUAUAUAAAUUUAUAAAAAUAAAUAUUCUAAAUUUUUCAUGUAUUCUCUUAUUUUAUAAUAUAAAUUUAUGUAAUUUUACAGUAAUCCCUAA
Uloborus diversus is the source of this 4204-nucleotide messenger RNA. Its product is annotated as glutathione hydrolase-like YwrD proenzyme. The coding region runs from base 98 to 1420 and encodes 440 amino acids. NCBI's taxonomy places the organism in Eukaryota, Metazoa, Arthropoda, Arachnida, Araneae, Uloboridae. The transcript is spliced from 8 exons. The record is from RefSeq and is a predicted model, not a curated record.